Molecule: messenger RNA, 943 nt
Organism: Abrus precatorius (Indian licorice)
Lineage: Eukaryota; Viridiplantae; Streptophyta; Magnoliopsida; Fabales; Fabaceae
Product: 40S ribosomal protein S9-2
Exons: 3
Coding region: 103-696 (197 amino acids)
Biological process (GO): positive regulation of translational fidelity; translation
Cellular component (GO): cytosolic small ribosomal subunit
Molecular function (GO): rRNA binding; structural constituent of ribosome
Source: RefSeq, a predicted model, not a curated record
AGGGUUUUGCGCAUUUAAAAGGGCGAAACGAAAGUAAAGAGAAGAUCCACUCACAGGUAGGUCAGGGGAGCAGAGAAGGCACCGCCGUAGAAGACAACAACAAUGGUGCAUGUCUCCUUCUACAGAAACUAUGGGAAGACGUUCAAGAAGCCGCGUCGUCCGUACGAGAAGGAGCGUUUGGACGCUGAGUUGAAGCUGGUUGGAGAGUAUGGGCUCCGCUGCAAGAGGGAGUUGUGGAGGGUUCAGUACGCCCUCAGUCGCAUCCGUAACAAUGCAAGGAACCUUCUCACUCUCGACGAGAAGAACCCUCGCAGGAUCUUCGAGGGUGAGGCUUUGCUCCGUAGGAUGUUCCGUUACGGUCUCCUCGAUGAGACUCAGAACAAGCUCGAUUAUGUCUUGGCACUCACUGUCGAGAACUUCCUCGAGCGUCGCCUUCAAACCCUCGUCUUUAAAUCUGGCAUGGCCAAGUCUAUUCACCAUGCUAGGGUUCUCAUCCGCCAGAGGCAUAUCAGGGUUGGUAGGCAAGUGGUGAACAUUCCAUCUUUCAUGGUGAGGGUUGACUCACAGAAGCAUAUUGACUUCUCAUUAACAAGUCCCCUUGGCGGUGGACGCCCUGGAAGGGUGAAGAGAAAGAACAUGAGGGCUGCUGCUAAGAAGGCUGCUGGUGGAGAUGGAGAUGAGGAAGAUGAGGAUUGAGCUAAUUAUGUCUUUCUCUAGUGCUGUUAGACAUCGUCUUCUUUUAUCUUGUGUCCUUAGUUUAUCGUUAUUAAUUCUUAUACUUUUUUUUAUCCUGGGUUCCUUGUUUGCCUGAGAUACUAUGCUGUUUUGAAUUUAGUUAUUUUAAAGUAUCAAGAUUUUCCCCUAAUAACUUUGGUCGUCAUUCAUUGGUUUAAUGGCAUCAACUUCUAAAGAGGCAUAUUUAUUCCAACAAGCACUUAUUAUU